ACGCGGCCGCAUCUUCGCCCGCCCGCCCGUCAAGGUAGUGAGAGGCGAGCUGGAGACGAGUUGCCGCUCCCGGACACACGCAGGCAGCGAGGGCCCGGAGGAGCGCGAGGCCAGGGGGCUCGGACGCGGCUGAUGUUGCUAUGAAGACAGAGUCAUCAACAGCUAUGACUGAUGUGGAGUCUGUGAUCACCAAUUUUGCAUCUUCUGCAAGGUCAGGCCGCCGGAACGCUGUUACAAACAUACAGGAUUUAUCCAUGACGGGUGAAACUUCCGAAUUGCCUGACAAACUGCAAGCUCUCUCCAUGAAGGAAGAUGCAAAAGAUACAAAUGAAGAAACUACAAAAGGCAAACCAGAAAAUCCCCCAGAGAAAGAAAACUGAAGGCUCAGGACCUAUCAAAAAGUAUUGAAUUUCUGUGCAUUGAAAGGCUAAGUGUCUCUGCUCUCCUUAGAUGUCUGAUCCGGUAGUAACUGGUAACACUGCAUAUGUAUGAAUACAAUAAUGAAGUAAAUUAUUAAAAAAUAAGUUUUCUCAAAAUGUCAUCGAAAUGAAAGGCUAAAAAAUGUGAUUACUUAAGUUUGUGUCACUGUUUAUAAAUUAAAUAAAAAUACUAUGUCUUUUGAAUUGAUUUAGUCAGAUACAUGUAUUUUAAUUUCAUUUUUAUGGUGUGGGUGAAUUAUUUAUUGGUAAAUAUAAAACAAACAUCAUUGAUUUUAAAAUUUUGAUUAUGAAAUUUUUAGAAACUGUAUAAUGAGAAACCAAAUCAAA
Molecule: messenger RNA, 767 nt
Organism: Suncus etruscus (white-toothed pygmy shrew)
Lineage: Eukaryota; Metazoa; Chordata; Mammalia; Eulipotyphla; Soricidae
Gene: PKIB
Product: cAMP-dependent protein kinase inhibitor beta
Exons: 3
Coding region: 141-380 (79 amino acids)
Biological process (GO): negative regulation of cAMP-dependent protein kinase activity
Cellular component (GO): cytoplasm; nucleus
Molecular function (GO): cAMP-dependent protein kinase inhibitor activity
Source: RefSeq, a predicted model, not a curated record